Molecule: messenger RNA, 713 nt
Organism: Panicum virgatum (switchgrass)
Lineage: Eukaryota; Viridiplantae; Streptophyta; Magnoliopsida; Poales; Poaceae
Exons: 1
Coding region: 41-511 (156 amino acids)
Source: RefSeq, a predicted model, not a curated record
ACGAGCCAGUGUACGUGCACGCGAGCACACCACACCACUGAUGGCCAUUGACGAUGGCAGCAAGCAGGCAGCAGCCGGGGCGUCGUCGCCGGAGCAGGCGAAGAGUCGCCGCUCGCUGCGCCGGCUCCCGCACGUCGCCUGCCUGGUCCUCGCGGCCGCCCACCUCGCGCGCGCGGCGCGCGAGCGCGCGCCGCGGGACCUGGCCUUCGUCGCGGCCGCGCACGCCGCCCUCGCGCUGCUCCUCCUCUGCGUCGGCAGGCACGAGGCGGCGCCCACCGCCGAGGCGAGGGGCCGGCUCAGGGUCUGCGUCUGGGCGCUGUCCACGGCGCUGACGGGCUUGUUCGCCUGCCGCGUGGCGCCGGCGUUGCCGCCGCCGCUGGGCGUGCUCGUCUACGGCCUGGACCUGCUCGUCACCGCCGGUGGGUUCGUCAUGCUGUUCCUCUGCGACGCCGGGGACGACGGUGCUGCCAGUUUCGGGACGCGCGAGAAAUCUCAGGACGAAGGUCUCUGACCUCUGAGUUCUCCUAAUCACCCGGAGUUCACAUUUUAAAAACGAGUUUAAACAAAUUUUAUGGCAUAAUCGUAUCGCACACUCUGUUUUCAAAUCAUACGAAAUUAAAAAAGUGCCACGUGGAUUUAUGGUGUAAGGUUGUUUCUGUCCACGUCAGCAUCAAGACGUUGACCAAAAUCCGGAAUUUUUUGUCUCAUCAUCA